GGCUUGGCCACGCCUUAAAAGGUCCUUUUGUUUCACAGCUAUCAAAGCAAAGCAGCUCACAGGGUUUGUGCACAAUAUGACUGGCCACGAUUUCGUUCCCACGUCUUAAUAAGUCGUGGCUCCUGUGUUUAGUUUAGGGGUCGGUAGUGAAGUGGGCAGUCUCGCUGAUAAAGGCUCUGUGGCAGGCAGGCUCCUGUGUUUAGUUUAGGGGUCUGUUGUCUCCAGGAGCGGCGGGACGGUUAAACGGAGGAGUUGAAUCCGCUUCAGGAGAGGGUAAAGCCGGCUAAUACACUGUAUCAGCCCCGCUCAGACACAUUACUGCCUUUACUUGGAUCUAAACAACACGGACUGGGGGUGUAUUUAAAGAUCCACUGACAUGCCACCCAAAAAGCACAGGGAUGGCACUCCCAACAUCUCCAGCUCUCUGGAAUCUGAAGAUAUCAGUCUGGAGACCACAGCACCUACUGACGACAUCUCAUCUUCAGACGAGAAGGAUGGGACUCGGAAAGUCACCAAACAGCUGCUGGAGAGAAAAGAGCUGCUUCAUAAUCUUCAGCUUCUGAAAAUCGAGCUCUCGCAGAAGAACCUUAUUAUUGACAAUCUGAAAGUGGAACACCUUACCAAGAUUGAGGAGCUGGAGGAGCGGCUGAAUGAUGCUCUACAUCAGAAACAGGUCCUGGCGCUUCGACUGGACAGCCAGCUCAAACUCCAGCAGGAUGAGAACAGAAAGCAUCAGGCUCUGAGGAAGCAGGAGAUGGACACCAUCCUGCUGCGUCAGAAACAGCUGGAGGAGACCAACAGGCAGCUGUGUGAUCGAGCCGGAGACAUCCGCCGCAGCCUGAGGGAUAUGGAGCUGAGUGAGGAGAGAUACACGGAGCUGAGAGAACUUCCAGAGGACAAACUCUCCAUCUCUGAGUAUGUAGCGGUGCGCUUCUACGAGGUGGUGACCCCCCUGAGGAAUCAGGUGACUGAGCUGCAGAUAAAGAGGAACAGCCUGGGUGAUGACCUGGACAGCCAUCGCAGCCAGAUCAAAUCCCUCAUGGAGAGCUAUGAGGAUGAGAGAAGAGCUCGCUCAGAGCUGGAAAUCCGCUGCCAGAGAGUGACUCUGGAAUUGGCCGACACCAAGCAGCUCAUACAGGAGGGCGACUACAAGCGGCAGAACUAUGAUAAAAUCAAACGAGAGAGAGAUGGCUAUGAGACGGAGGUGAGAGAGCUGAGGAAGAAGGUGGAGAUGAUGGACCUGACGCAGACAGCCCUGACCAAAGAGAGGAAUGAACUCAGUAAAGAGGUGGCCACUCUGCAGCAGUCGGUUACUCUCCUGCAGAAAGAUAAGGACUAUCUGCACAGGCAGAACAUGGAGCUGAACGUGCGCUGUGCUCACGAGGAGGAUCGCCUGGAGAGACUGCAGGUCCAGCUGGAGGACACCAAGAAGGCCAGAGAGGAGGCCUAUGAUAAAUACGUAGCUUCCAGGGAUCACUAUAAGACAGAGUAUGAGAACAAGCUGAGGGAUGAGCUGGAGCACAUUCGCCUGAAGACCAGCCACGAGAUCGAGAGCCUGCAGCGCGCCUCCAGGGAGAUGUACGAGAGAGAGAACAGAAGCCUUCGUGAAGCACGAGACAACGCAGCGCUGGAGAAAGAGCGAGCUGUGAGUGCAGAGAGGGAGAUACAGGCCAAAUACGACCAGCUCCUGGAACAGUUGAGGCAGCUGCAGCUAAACUCUGACAGUAAGGCGUCUGAGCUGCAGAACCAGAUGAAGCUGAAGGCUUUCGAAGUGGAGCGCGCUCAGAUGGUCCAGGAGGAAACGGCCAAGAACCUCAGCCUCUGCCAGAUAGAAUGUGAAAAGCAUCAGAAGAAACUGGAGAUUUUGACAAAAGAGUUUUACACACUGCAGUCGUCCUCAGAGAAACGUGUUGCAGAGCUGCAGUCCCAGAGCGUCGAACAGGAGAAGAGGCUGGAGAUCUAUGAGAAGCUGGAGAAGGAGUUGGACGACGUCACCAUGCAGGCAGCAGAGAUGGAAAACGAGGAUGAGGCCGAGAGGGUGUUGUUUUCAUACGGUUACGGGGCAAACGUGCCGACAACGGCCAAGAGGAGGCUAAAGCAGAGUGUUCAUCUGGCGCGCAGAGUUCUGCAGUUAGAGAAGCAGAACACCAUGCUGAGGAGAGACCUGGAGAGACGCUCUGCACAUGUAGAUCAAGUCACUGAAGAGCUGCAGACAACCAAUCAGCUUCUUCAGCAGUCCCAACAGCCUUACAGCUACCUAAUAGAAACAGUUCGCCAACGGGACACACGGAUCCAGUCUCUAAAAGAGCGCCUCUCGCAGCUGGAGGAGGAAGUGAGUGCGCUGAAGAAAGAGAAAACCACACUGCUUCAGGUGAAAAACAACAUGGCUGCUGAUCUGGAGAGGUUGCUGAGCCACAGGGAGGAGCUGUCCGUCAUGAAGCAGGUGCUGGUCAGCAUGCGUUCACGGCAACAUGGGGAACCUUUAUCCAUAUCGGAACCUGAUAUUGUGCAUACUGGGACAGCUGUACACCUGCCCAGAAAGACCAGCAGAGCCACGGAGGAGGAGCAGUACCCUCCCAGACCUAAACCCACAGUCUUCACCAAUAAAGAAGUCCCUGAAUGGUACCGAAAGCUGAAGGUGAAGCCCAAAUGACUAACCACACAUGAAUUUGAGAAAGCCAGCACGUACGCGAGCGAACGCAGGACUCAUUCAUGAAGGCAUGCACUGGCUUUUUGACUGGACAGUGCAUUUGUGUCAAGAUUGUGUAUAUAUUUUUGGUGUAUAUUAAAAAAAGAAAACAUU
This is a messenger RNA of Astyanax mexicanus (Mexican tetra), 2803 nucleotides long. RefSeq names its product progesterone immunomodulatory binding factor 1 (gene pibf1). Lineage: Eukaryota; Metazoa; Chordata; Actinopteri; Characiformes; Acestrorhamphidae. The coding region runs from base 377 to 2653 and encodes 758 amino acids. The transcript has 18 exons. Gene Ontology annotation, biological process: cilium assembly. The record is from RefSeq and is a predicted model, not a curated record. Gene Ontology annotation, cellular component: centriolar satellite.